This is a messenger RNA of Closterium sp. NIES-67, 1949 nucleotides long. Lineage: Eukaryota; Viridiplantae; Streptophyta; Zygnematophyceae; Desmidiales; Closteriaceae. The record is from the annotation of a GenBank genome assembly.
GCGCUGUCGGUCUGCGACACUCUCAUACCACAUACGCCACCACACACCAAUGGCUUACCAUGUCGCGAAUCUCCCCCUCCCUGCUCCUCUUCCCGCGCUUUUCCCUCAUUCUUCUCAUUCCACUUUUUCCUCUCCAUCGUCGCUCCGCGAUCUCGCGGCUCGCGCCGUAGCGUCGAGCAUCUCCGCACUUCCCGCUAAUCUCCGCGUCCUACCGCCGGAGCUAGCGCAUCUCGUGUUCUCCUUCCUCCCGCUUCCCCUCGAGUUCCCCGCGCUCGACGCCUUCGCUCGCACCGGUUUCUGGCAGCCAGAAUCCCUCAGCCUCGCGAGCUUACAUCUACCGCAAUACCCUGCGAGUUUCCCGGCGCGAUUUCCGCUGGAGAGGCUCGCUGCGUUCGCGUCGUCGCUGCGUCGCGUGAAUCUGAGCGGCUGUCGCUGGCUCAGGGACCUCGAACCGCUCAGCGUUCUGCCUCGCCUCUCCUGCCUCGGGAUUGCCGGCUGCACGUCUCUCCACCAAUCAGCUCUCAGCAUGCUCUGCUAUCUCCCAUCCCUCACAUGCCUUGACCUCUCUCGCAAUCCUCAAGUCAACGACGGCACAGCCACUGCUGUCAUUCCCUGGAUCCCCUCUCUCCGCCAUCUCGACCUGAGCCACACUGCAGUCACCAGCGCUUUCCUUGACUCCCUCACCUACGGUGCGCGGCUGAAGGGGUGGAGGAAUGAUGCCGAGAAAUCUUCCAGGAAGGCAGAAGCACGCAAGGCAGCGAAGCGGCCAUGGUGGGGGGCAGUUACGGACACUUAUCAGUCUGAGGAUGCACCUGCUACAGGCUGCUUGACCAAGCGGCCUCGUCCGAACCACGAGCAGCACCAACAGCUGCAGUUGCCACAAGAGCGGCAGCCGAUGUCACAAGAGCACCAGCAGCAGCAGCAACAACAGAAUUUGGAAGGGCAGCAGGUUGAAGAACAGUCGGAGUGGCCAGAGUGUCAUCUGAUUCACUUGAGGCUCCAAGGGACUGCAGUGGACAGGGCUGGAGCCAGUCACCUGCUAGGCCUGAGUGCUACAGCACCCCGGGGCGGCAUUUUCUGUCUCGACUUGAGAGACACCUCGGUGAAAGGCGAUGUGCUGACCAAGCUGAGAUCCACGUUCCACCUGCUCUCUCCACCCAACCAGCCUCGGCUACUCUGCCGAACCAAUGCUCUUGCUCUCAACAUCCUCCGAACCUACCCAGGCCCGGCGCCUGAGUCUAGUCACCGAACCAGCAGCUUCGAUGACCGUCCCUUGUCAGGUGGUUGGGAUACAAACGAAAGAGGGGGGGAGAGGGGCAGAGGGGGGGGAAGAAGUGCAAGAGGGGGAGGACGAGUGGAAAGUUGGGGAAGCGGCAGUGAAGGAGGAGGAGAGGGGGCAUCAGCAUCAGCAGCACCAGCGGCAGCACCAGCAGCAGCAGCAGCAUCACCAAGAGAGGUGCAUGAGUGGAUGUGUGGGUGUCAGCUGACGGGAGCAAACACUCCUGCUGGAAAGCAGACCGGCACCUGCAGCAGCAAGAGUGGCAGCAACAGUAGCGGCAGUAUUUGUAGAAGUGGUAGUAGGAGCAAAGGUAGUGUUUUAGUAGGACGCCCUAUGGAGAGGUCCAACGUGGCGGCUCCUGGUUGGCAGGAGAGCUGGAUGCAUGACGGAGUGAUGAGCUUCCUCUGUGCUCCUCCUUCUCCUCCGCCUCCUCUUCGUGCUCCUCCUCUUGCUCCACUUCCCCCUCCUCUGGCUUCGCGCACUCCACCUUCUCUUCUUCAUCCUGCUCCUUGGUAUUAUCCGCACCCUUCCCUUCCGCCAUUCCACUAACCUCCCCGCCUGCCUAGGUCAAGCAUGCAUGAAUUGCUGAAUUGCCGCAGAAAAGAUACACCAGUAGUACAUGAAAUGUCAGCAUAUCGGUAUACAUAUAUGUAAAUAUGUAAGUAACGAU